AUACAUCACAAAGUGCUUCAAGUCAGACCCUAACCAUGGUGAAGACGCCAAGUUCUGGAGAUCGGAUUUCGGGUUUUCCAGACGAAAUCCUCCAUCAAAUUCUUUCUUUUGUACCCAUGAAAACUGCUGCUCGAACCUGCGUCUUGUCCAGGCGAUGGAAACACAUAUGGAACUCCUAUCCUGUUUUUGAAUUCAAUGAAAGCUCCUUUGCUUCAGAGAUGCUGGAUGACAUCAAUCUCACCAAUGCCACACCACAAUGUACCGCAUUGUGGACAACUAUACUAAACAAGUUUACCGACGUUGUCGAUCACAGACUACACAAAUUCUGUGAAUCCAAGUUCGGAAUUCAGACAUUCGAUCUCUCCAUCACAAUUCUCGAACCCAAAUUCGCUUCUCUGGUUGAAGAAUGGAUAGGAUUAGCAGCAGAAAACAACGUCAAAGAGUUUCAUCUCAAAAUAAACAACGGAAAUUGCACACUGCAUUGUUUUAGUCUGCCACAAACAAUCUUCUCGGCGAAAUCUCUGACUGUUCUGGAUUUAUUCGGCUGUGGUUUCAAUCCUCCGAUCGCAAAGAAUGCCAUUAAUUUCGAUCGUCUUCACUCAUUGUUCCUGGAGAAUGUAUAUCUCGACGACUCAACAAUCGAGCAACUUAUUAGUAGCGGCCGGAAUAUGGAAACCUUGCAUCUUAUCAAUUGCAAGGGAUUCAAACGGCUGGAGAUAUCCGGCCUAGUUAAACUCAGUAAUCUUACGGUGAAGAUCUUGUACUGGAGUGAUCUGAGUUGGAUAGAUUGUUCCGGAUGCCGAAGUUUAGAAAGAGUGUGUGUUGACGGUAGAGUCAGCCUAAACUGCGUGUUUGAGGAUCGGAAUUUCCCUUACCUCAAGUACUUGAGUUUCUUCAAUUGCAUAUUUGUGGACGGGAUUAAGAUUUCCAGUCACAGGCUCGAGUCACUGAUGUUAGAUGAAUGUGAGCAGAUCGGAGGUAAAUCGGAGAUUUUUGCUCCGAAAUUGAGUUCAAUGUUCUACGUCUGUGGUGCCAAACCUUCAUUCUUGAGGUUGAAGUUGAAUCCUCGUUGUAAGCUCGAACUCCAGCUCAAUCUAAGAAGCCGUGAUCGUCUCCUUACUCCAUGGUUCGUACAAUUGAAGGAGUUCCUCCAUAUGCAAAAUCAAACCAAAAUUCUGGACCUGUUUCUCUUUACAGAGAAGAAUAAGUUUGAUUCGGAGGAAGCAAGCAGAUCUUCCCUUCUUCAGCCCUAUGCUCUUGAGAGCCUGGUUCUGCAUAUACAUUCAGGGAAAUUGGAUUUUGCAGCUAUCAUGGAUGGUUUGCUUUGGAGUUGUCGUCCUCAAAUCCUCUCAGUUGCUGUUAACAACCGCUUCGAAUUAUGUUUUCUGGAGUUUCUUGGUCAGACGUUGAUGGAUCGGAACUACUACAGAGACGGUGAGAUGAAACAUUGGCAGCAUUCCAUGAAGGAUGUUACAAUCAUGAGGUGUGAUGAAGACGAGGAUGGAGAUGGAAUUCCUCUUGGGAGGUGUUCUUUGAGAGACACAAUAACAAAUCUUGGGGGGAGGAAAACAGUCAGUUUUAAGCUAAAAUGGUGAUUGUGGGUUCUCCAAUUAUUUAACAACCUAGAACAUAAAACAUUGUAUUGUAUGUAUUUCGUGUCCCUCAAUAUCUAACGAUUCUGAAUCAAGAAAAACAAUUCGGGAUA
Messenger RNA from Rubroshorea leprosula, 1705 nucleotides. NCBI's taxonomy places the organism in Eukaryota, Viridiplantae, Streptophyta, Magnoliopsida, Malvales, Dipterocarpaceae. The record is from the annotation of a GenBank genome assembly.